AUGUUCUCCAAGGUUGUUCUCGCGCUGCCCCUCUUUGGCCUUGUCCACGCCCGCCCGUUCCUCCAUGACCGCUCCUACGAUGAGUGGGCCAUUAACAAUGUCCGCGAUGACUCCACGUGCGCCAUCGUCACUGUAACUGUUGACGAGGCGGCGACGGUCACUGCUACCGGAGCUGUUGCAGCGAUUGCCUUCGCUGUCGGCUUCGACAACCGCAAGGAGACGAGCUUCGAGCCCGCCGAUCUGACGAGCUACCCCCACAUUCAUGUGCGACCAGCUCGUCAACUCCUGCGGCGCGGACGCCUUGCCAAGCAGACCUGCGCGUCUGCCAAGGCUGCCGCUGACACCGUCACCGCCAAGACCGGCGGCCAGGCCGACGCGUUUAACGCUGUUUUUGGUAUCCAGACCGACUUCGCAAGCGUAGCCGCCGUGAAUGACCAAGGUGUCACCCAAUCUGCCGCCGCAUCCACCGCUGCCGCGGCCACGACUAACGUCGCGAUUGCGAAAAGCAGCGCGGCCGCCGCUGCGUGUGCGGCCCCGCAGACGGCUACGGUUACUGUUACGGUGGAUGCGACUGAGACGGCGACGGCGAGUGUGAGCGUGACAUCGAACGUCGCGGUCGCUUCUGCAGCCGCUGCGUCCAGCACCGCGAGCUCGAGCGCUAUCGGCAACUUUGGCGGGCGAACCGAAACUGCGUUUGAGCCUAAAGACCUCACGUCGUACAACCAUGGCUCCGCGGACAACAUCGCCGUCAUCACGGGCUUCAUAUGCAACACGCUCACGAACAGUUGCGGCGCGGACCAGACCGCGAAGGACACCUGCCAGACCGCUGCCAGCGCCGCUACCGCCGCCACGCCCGCGCUGAGCGGCGCGCAGGCGGACGCGUUCAACGCGGUGUUCGGGGUCCAGACGGACUUCGCGAACGUCGCGCAAGUGAGCAACACAGGUGCUACGCUGGGCGCGGCAGGUGCCUCCGCCGCGGCGGCGGCUACAUCGAAUGUCGCUGUGGCGGUGCCUGCGACCUCUGCUGCUGCUACGGGUAGCUCGACCGCAUCCUCGAGCGCCAUCGGUAACUUCGGCUCGUGCUCUGUCCCCGAGAUCGUCUUCGCCACGGGUCUGGACGGACGCAAGGAGACCGCCUUCGAGCCUAAGGAUCUGACGAGCUACGCCCACGACUCUGCGCAGAACAUCGACAUCAUCACGAAGUUCAUGUGCGACACGCUCACGAACUCAUGCGGCGCGGACGCUACCGCCAAGUCGACCUGUGCGUCCGCCAUCACCGCCGCCGACCAGCAGACCGCGAAGACGGGCGCGCAGGCGGACGCGUUCAACGCCGUGUUCGGGAUUCAGACCGACUUUGCGAACGUCGCGGCGGUGAACGACCAGGGUGUGACUCAGGGCGCGUCGGGUGCCGCGUCGACGAAGCUGCUGCCGCCUCUGCGACUGCUGCUGCCUCUGCAAUCGCGAAGACGGGCGCAAGGAUGCCACUACGGCCGCUGCCACCGUGACCUCUGCUGCUGCUGUCGCGACCUCUGCCGCCCGCCGCCGCCUCUGCUGCUGCAACCGCGGCUCCACGGCUUCCUCGAGUGGCAUCGGCAACUUUGGCUCGUGUCAGUUCCGGAGAUCGUCUUCGCGCAGGGCUUGGACAACCGCAAGGAGACCGCGUUUGAGCCGAAAGACUUGACGAGCUACGCCCACAUUCAUGUGCGACACGCUCACGAACUCGUGCGGCGCAGACGCCACCGCAAAGGCGACCUGUGCGUCCGCCACUGCGCGGCAGACAAGCAGACCGCGAAGACUGGUGCCCAGGCAGAUGCGUUCAACGCGGUGUUCGGCAUCCAGACCAACUUCGCUAAUGUGCUGUCGUGA
Molecule: messenger RNA, 1866 nt
Organism: Fomitopsis serialis
Lineage: Eukaryota; Fungi; Basidiomycota; Agaricomycetes; Polyporales; Fomitopsidaceae
Exons: 8
Coding region: 1-1866 (621 amino acids)
Source: RefSeq, a predicted model, not a curated record